Messenger RNA from Anopheles moucheti, 3339 nucleotides. RefSeq names its product ral guanine nucleotide dissociation stimulator-like 1 (gene Rgl). Gene Ontology annotation, molecular function: guanyl-nucleotide exchange factor activity. Gene Ontology annotation, biological process: Ras protein signal transduction; positive regulation of GTPase activity. Gene Ontology annotation, cellular component: plasma membrane. Lineage: Eukaryota; Metazoa; Arthropoda; Insecta; Diptera; Culicidae. The record is from RefSeq and is a predicted model, not a curated record.
AGAUUCGCAACAAUAGCAACGCAACAGCGUCGGCAAACACCGAUGGUGGUGGUGCGACAGGUGUUCAGCAACAGUUCCCAACGCCGGUUGUUGAUCCGCAGCGAUCGUGCAGCAAGGAUGGAGCGAACGCGAAGGAGGAUCGACCCGUUGGAAUGGCUGGUGGGACACUGCGUUGCUUCUGUCCGUGCAAGGGCACGAUCAGCAAACUGAUGGGCAGGAAGUAUGCCGCUACCAGCAAGGAGGUUCAGAGUCAGCGCACCACCAAGUGGUAUGUCAAGCCCACCUGGCGGUUAUGGGGCGAAGAGCGCGAGGAGAACGCCAUCUAUACGGUUUACCUUAAGAAGGUCCGGUACCAUCGACCAACACCCAGUGCCAGCAGCCAAGAUUCCGACGAUGAAAUAUCGCACCUGGAGUGGGAAACCGUACGGGUGCGGUUCGUCAAGGCGGCUACCUUAUCGCGGCUGGUCGAUGCCCUCGCGACCGACGACGGCGAGCUCGAGAGCACGUUCGUGAACGUGUUCCUGAACACCUACCGCACCUUUGCCCAGCCGGAAAAGGUGCUGGAGCUGCUGCUCGACCGGUACGAGAAGCUGCACGCCGAGCCGGCACUACUGCAGCCCGAGUCCCUAUCGGACCAGCACAAGAAAACUCUAGUCUCUGUUCUUCACGUGUGGCUCGAUGGGUUCCCCGAGGAUUGGGACACGGACAACUUGCAACGAUUGCUAGCAUUCACCUCAAAGCGUUUGCCAAAAUCGGAAAUACAUAUGAAAGCUUUAAAUAGUAAGCGAUUAGCGUCUUUUUUCCCUUUUGGAAUUACUCGCCAACUUGGAACUUUUGCAUCUCCCUUCCGCAGGUUUACACAUAGGUUAGAUAAGUACAGUAGAAUACCACCACCGCUGCCAUGGUCCAACGAUUAUCACGAUUUCGCCGACCAGUUCGGUGGGCUCUGUCUGACACCCGCAUUCCGUGGUCCACCGUCCCACCUGCUUAACUCGUACCGCUUCCCCAACAUUCCGGUGAAACACUUUGCCGAGCAGCUGACCCGCAUGGACAUGGAGCUGUUCAAGCGGCUCAUACCGCACCAGUGUCUCGGUGCGAUCUGGUCUAACCGGGACAAGCACGAGAGCAGUUCGGUGCUGGCAACGGUCACCCAAUUCAAUGCGGUCUCGUUUCGCGUCAUCUCGAGCAUACUGAUCGAGCCGCGGCUAAAGCCACAGGAACGGGCCCUGCUCAUCUCGACGUGGAUAGACAUUGCGCAGGAGUUGCGAUUGCUGAAGAACUUCUCCUCGCUGAAAGCGAUCAUCUCCGGUCUGCAAUCGAACGCAGUCUACAGACUAUCGAAGACGUGGGCCGUAUUGCCACGGGAUAAGUUGGAGCUUUAUAACGAGCUGGCGCGGAUAUUCUCCGAAGACAAUAAUGCGUGGGCACAGCGGGAGGUGCUGAUGCGCGAGGGAACGGCCAAGUUUGCGGAUACCGUCGGCGAGAACGAUCGGCACUUGCAGAAGGUGUUCCAGAAGCAGAACACGCUCAUCAGCCACGGAACGAUACCGUACCUUGGCACAUUCUUAACCGAUCUGACCAUGAUCCAUGCUGCCAUUCCGGACACGUUACAGGACGGAUUGAUUAAUUUCGACAAGCGUCGGAAAGAGUUCGAGGUGUUGGCACAGAUCAAGCUUCUACAAGGAGCCGCUAAUACGUACCACUUGCCGGACGAUCCACUGUUCGAUCGAUGGUUCGCGUCGUUGCUUGUGUUGGACGAACGAGAAGCACACACGCUGAGCUGUUCGCUAGAGCCGGCGCCUGAAAUGACUAAGCGACCACCAGCACAACAUCCUGGUGGUGGCGCAGGAGGAGGAGGAGGAGGUGGAGGAACUCCGGGACAUAAGAAGAGCGAUUCGAUAGCGUCGAACUCAAGCAGCGGAGCAGGUUCCCAGUUCUACUGUGAUAUUAACAGCACAUCAAACGCAAGUUCACGCAACAACUCCCUCGAUCGUGAUGCUACUCCACCGAAUGCUUCGAUCUUGUCAGCCGCUAGUAGCGUCUCGUCGCUAUCGAUGGACUCCACCACGUCCGGCAGUCAACGUUCGAACCAUAAUGGAGGUGUUGGCAGUGUGCGGACUCCACAGUCAAAUCGAUCGCAAUCCAACGGUACGGUGGCGAACCGAAGCGCUAACGGUGGUGCCCGAGACCUCGAAACACCCAUCAUCAACGGGCAGCUGGUGCAAAACUCGCCGCUCAAGAGUAGCUCACCCGACUUCUACAUCAUCAAGGUGACGUACGAGACGGAACAGGUCGAGCUGGACGGAAUCGUGCUGUACAAGAGCAUCAUGCUUGCGAACAACGAACGUACGCCGCAGGUCAUCCGGAACGCGAUGCUUAAGCUCGGCCUUGAAGGUGAUCCAGAUCGCUACACCCUGGCACAGGUGCUCCCCGACAAAGAAUUGCUGCUUCCGAACAAUGCAAACGUGUACUACGCAGUCAACACUGCGUACAACCUGAAUUUCAUCCUGCGACCGAAGAAGGACACUACGGGUAGUAGCUCCUCGGUGCCGAGUUCCACCGGUCGUCCCUAGGACGGUUAUCGUCACGUAAUCUCAACUCGCUCGCGCGAGAUCCAGCAGCAAUUGUACAUUUAUUUUAAGCCUAGUGAAUAUUAUGGAAUUGGACGUUUUGUUGCUUGUUUUUAACCCAACGAUACCAUUCUCUAUAUCGCGUACCAUACGUAUCCAGUUAGAGUAUUCCUUCGUACACCCACACACUCACAUACAAGCGUGCCGUUUUGUGGUGUGGUGUGGAUAUUUUAUCUUAGAUUCUAUAAGACGCUAAGAAGUCGAACAUUUAACACGUAAGUAAGCAGCGGUUCAGGUUUUGAAGCUGAAUUGACCCAAAGGGAAAACAUAUGGUAUGCAUCAACACACAUCCACAACAAGGAACGGUGCAGUAUAACUGAAGGUAUUAAUUAGGGGUGAGAAAACGUCAACAAAUUGUAACGAAACUUUUCAACAUACAACUAACACAAGACUAGACAGGGAUGGAUACAGUAAGCCAAGAACCUCUACCUUCUACCAGGUGCCGUUGAGGAUGAGAUUUUUGAAGCGUUUAUUUCUUCCGUGUUUUUCGCAAGAUUUUUGAACCGAUGUUAGUCCUCCGAUAGCACGUCCUAGACUAGGUUGAGGUAAUCGACCGUAUUAGUGUUGAAGUUCCGUGCAACAGGGGGUACUAUUUCUGGAUCUAUACAACAGAAAGCAAGUGGCAUCGAACGUGUGCGUGUUUUAUUCCUACCCAUGCACGCAACAAGUAUUUUACUAGGUUAUUAAUAAACUGAAAACACAACUAUUC